AUGUUCCAUCUCAAGAACCUCGCCGUCUUCCUGGCGGCCCUCGCCCCCUUCGCGGCCGGUGCGCCCAUCGAGAAGGAGCCCGAGGUCAACGUGACUGGCAAGUACAUCGUGACGCUCAAGCCGGGCAUCGCGGCUCGCGAUAUCGAGUCGCACAUGGGAUGGGUCAACAGCGUGCACAAGCGCAACGUUGCCGACGGCAAGGACGUUGCUGGCGUCGAGAAGAAGUUUGACAUUCUCGACUUCCACGCCUACGCUGGAGAGUUUGACGACGCCACGCUCGAGGAGAUCCGCAACAGCCCCGACGUUGCCGAGAUCGAGCCCGAUCAGAUCUACACCCUCUCGGCCGUCACCACCCAGUCCAGCGCCCCCUGGGGUCUGGCCUCGGUCUCGAGCCGGACCAGCGGCGCCACCUCUUACCGCUACGACACCACGGCCGGCAGCGGCGUCUACGCCUACGUCGUCGACUCGGGCAUCAACACCGCCCACAACGACUUUGAGGGCCGUGCCGUCAAGGGCUACAACGCUGCCGGCGGUGCCCACCAGGACACCCUGGGCCACGGUUCGCACGUCGCCGGCACCAUCGGCGGCAAGACCUACGGCGUCGCCAAGUCGGUCAACCUGGUCGACGUCAAGGUCUUCACUGGCCGCACCGCCUCCACCUCCACCAUCAUCUCGGGCUUCAACUGGGCCGUCAGUGACAUUCAGUCCAAGAACCGCGUCGGCAAGGCUGUCAUUAACAUGUCUCUCGGUGGUCCCUCCUCCUCCGCCUUCAACUCUGCCGUCAACAACGCCUUCAGCGCCGGCAUCCUCUCCAUCGUGGCCUCGGGCAACGACGGCAUCCGCGUGACCAACGAGUCGCCCGCCUCGGCCACCAACGCCUUCGUCGUCGGCGCCAUCGACUCGACCUGGACCGAGGCCUCCUUCUCCAACUACGGCGCCGAGGUUGACAUCCUGGCCCCCGGCGUCAACAUCCAGUCGGCCUGGUACACCUCCAACUCCGCCACCAGCACCAUCAGCGGCACCAGCAUGGCCACCCCUCACGUCGUCGGCGUCGCCGCCUACCUCAUCGGCCUCGAGAACAUCUCCACCCCCGCCGCCCUGCGCUCCAGGCUCCUCGCCCUCGGCACCACCGGCAAGGCCCUGGGUCUCAAGAGCCAGACCCCCAACAGGAUCCUGUUCAACGGUGUCUCUGCUUAA
Molecule: messenger RNA, 1197 nt
Organism: Pyricularia pennisetigena
Lineage: Eukaryota; Fungi; Ascomycota; Sordariomycetes; Magnaporthales; Pyriculariaceae
Exons: 2
Coding region: 1-1197 (398 amino acids)
Biological process (GO): proteolysis
Molecular function (GO): serine-type endopeptidase activity
Source: RefSeq, a predicted model, not a curated record